Myodes glareolus (Bank vole) is the source of this 8315-nucleotide messenger RNA. It is a transcript of the gene Prox1, whose product is annotated as prospero homeobox 1. Gene Ontology annotation, molecular function: RNA polymerase II cis-regulatory region sequence-specific DNA binding; DNA-binding transcription factor activity, RNA polymerase II-specific. Gene Ontology annotation, biological process: regulation of transcription by RNA polymerase II. Gene Ontology annotation, cellular component: nucleus. The record is from RefSeq and is a predicted model, not a curated record. NCBI's taxonomy places the organism in Eukaryota, Metazoa, Chordata, Mammalia, Rodentia, Cricetidae.
UUCUCGUGCCUGCCGGUGGCUGGGGUGGUGGUGGCGAUGGGGGAGAGGCUGGAAUUGCCGGACUUGUCGCUGAUCUUGUCACCUUUUGUGUUCCGUGCCUGGGGUGCGCUGAGGCUCUGGCUUUCUUUUAUUUUUAUUAUUUUUUUUUAUCUUACUCUCCUCAGGAGAGGGGGCCGCGAGGGGGACCGAGUCCCUUUUUGUUGUUCUUCUAGAUUUCUUGCUGUCUUCCCAGCCCCUUCCUUCCCUUCUACCCGGGUAGAAACUCCAGGGCCUGUCCCCAGUCCCUUCCCUUUGUCUUGUUUAUUCUAGCUGCCUUUCUUCCCGGCUUUUCCUAUUUGCUUGGUGUUUGCAUACCUUUCACUUCUCCUUUUUAACCCCGGGCCAAGGGCCGGCCGUGGGGAGGAGGGCGGAGAAGGGGGGGGGCGCAGGGUGACUUUCCUCUCCCUGCGCGUUCAGAGCUGGGAGCUUGCACCGGGCUCUACAGCCGAGGAGGGACAGUCCCGAGGAGCGAGCGCGGUGCCCCUCCACCCAGUCUGCGCGCCUCGCUGGAAGGCACAGAGUAGGGCCAGUUGGCCCAGGAGCCUCAGGGGUCGCCCGCGGGGCCAUCGGGACGCCGCGCUGCGGAGGGCCGGCCCCGGGUCGGGGUGUGCUUGGGCCGCCCAUGGGCGAGAAGCCCCCAGCCUUUACAGGCACGCUCGGGUAGUGGGCAGCUGCGCUCCGGCCUCGGCUGGGUAGUGCUCCUGUGUUGCCCCAGUUCCUAGGACUGGGAGGGAGGAGAAGAACCCAGCGGAGUGGAGAGGGUCCCGGGAUUCUUGAGCUGUGCCCAGCUGACGAGCUUUUGAAGAUGGCACAAUAACUGUCCAGUGAUGCCUGACCAUGACAGCACAGCCCUCUUAAGCCGGCAAACCAAGAGGAGAAGGGUUGACAUCGGAGUGAAAAGGACGGUAGGGACAGCAUCUGCAUUUUUUGCUAAGGCAAGGGCAACAUUUUUCAGUGCCAUGAAUCCCCAAGGCUCAGAGCAGGAUGUUGAAUAUUCUGUGGUGCAACAUGCAGAUGGGGAAAAGUCGAACGUACUCCGCAAGCUGCUGAAGAGGGCAAACUCGUAUGAAGAUGCCAUGAUGCCUUUUCCAGGAGCAACUAUAAUUUCCCAGCUGUUGAAAAAUAACAUGAACAAAAACGGUGGCACCGAGCCCAGUUUCCAAGCCAGCGGUCUCUCCAGCACAGGCUCCGAAGUACAUCAGGAGGAUAUAUGCAGCAACUCUUCCAGAGACAGCCCCCCAGAGUGUCUUUCCCCUUUUGGCAGGCCUACUAUGAGCCAGUUUGAUGUGGAUCGCUUAUGCGAUGAGCACCUGAGAGCAAAGCGCGCCCGGGUUGAGAAUAUCAUCCGGGGUAUGAGCCAUUCCCCCAGUGUGGCAUUAAGGGGCAAUGAAAAUGAAAGAGAGAUGGCCCCGCAGUCUGUUAGUCCCCGAGAAAGUUACAGAGAAAACAAACGCAAGCAGAAGCUGCCCCAGCAGCAGCAACAGAGUUUCCAGCAGCUGGUUUCAGCCCGAAAAGAACAGAAGCGAGAGGAGCGCCGACAGCUGAAACAGCAGCUGGAAGACAUGCAGAAGCAGCUGCGCCAGCUGCAGGAGAAGUUCUACCAGGUCUAUGACAGCACCGACUCUGAAAAUGAUGAAGAUGGCGACCUGUCUGAAGACAGCAUGCGAUCGGAGAUCCUGGAUGCACGGGCCCAGGACUCGGUGGGGCGCUCAGACAAUGAGAUGUGUGAGUUGGACCCGGGGCAGUUCAUUGACAGGGCUCGAGCCCUAAUCAGGGAGCAGGAGAUGGCUGAGAACAAGCCCAAGCGAGAAGGCAGCAACAAAGAAAGAGACCACGGGCCAAACUCCUUGCAGCCAGAAGGCAAGCAUCUGGCAGAGACGUUAAAACAGGAGCUGAAUACGGCCAUGUCACAGGUCGUGGACAUGGUGGUCAAAGUCUUCUCAGCCAAACCCUCUCGCCAGGUUCCUCAGGUCUUCCCACCUCUCCAGAUCCCCCAGGCCAGAUUCGCAGUCAAUGGGGAAAACCACAAUUUCCAUACGGCCAACCAGCGCCUGCAAUGCUUUGGUGACGUCAUCAUUCCGAACCCCCUGGACACCUUUGGCAAUGUGCAGAUGCCCAGUUCCACAGACCAGACAGAAGCACUUCCCCUGGUGGUCCGCAAAAACUCAUCCGAGCAAUCCGCCUCCGGCCCAACCACCGGUGGCCACCACCAGCCCCUGCACCAGUCACCUCUCUCUGCCACCGCUGGCUUCACCACCCCUAGCUUCCGCCAUCCCUUUCCCCUGCCCUUGAUGGCCUACCCAUUUCAGAGUCCACUAGGUGCUCCCUCUGGCUCCUUCUCGGGAAAAGACAGAGCCUCUCCCGAGUCCUUAGACUUGACUAGGGACACGACGAGUCUGAGGACCAAGAUGUCGUCCCACCAUCUGAGCCACCACCCCUGUUCACCAGCACACCCACCCAGCACCGCAGAAGGACUGUCUUUGUCACUCAUAAAGUCUGAGUGUGGCGAUCUUCAAGAUAUGUCCGACAUCUCACCUUAUUCGGGAGGCGCAAUGCAGGAAGGGUUGUCACCCAAUCACUUGAAAAAGGCAAAGCUCAUGUUCUUUUACACCCGCUACCCCAGCUCCAACAUGCUGAAGACCUACUUCUCUGAUGUGAAGUUCAACAGAUGCAUUACCUCCCAGCUCAUCAAGUGGUUCAGCAAUUUCCGUGAGUUUUACUAUAUUCAGAUGGAGAAGUAUGCGCGUCAAGCCAUCAACGAUGGGGUCACCAGCACCGAAGAGCUGUCCAUCACCAGAGACUGUGAGCUGUACCGAGCCCUCAACAUGCACUACAACAAAGCAAAUGACUUUGAGCAGGUUCCAGAGAGAUUCCUGGAAGUUGCGCAGAUCACAUUACGGGAGUUUUUCAAUGCCAUCAUCGCAGGCAAAGAUGUUGACCCUUCCUGGAAGAAGGCCAUAUACAAGGUCAUCUGCAAGCUGGAUAGUGAAGUUCCUGAGAUUUUCAAAUCCCCGAACUGCCUCCAAGAACUCCUUCACGAGUAGAGAUUGCAACAACUCUUUUGAAUGUAUGAAUAGAAGAAGUCCCCCUUGGAUGUCUAACUUCUGUGUGUCUAGAUUUUUAUUUCCUAUCUACGUGUGGAGGAGGCAUGGGUGUGUCGUGAUAUCAGCUGGUGGUUCCUGCUCAUCCCCUCUGGGUUGUUUUAAUUUUCCCCAUUACAGGGGGAUGGGUACCUCCCUUCUUUGCCUUUAGUUACUUUUGCCCAAGGCCCUUAAUAUUUGGAGACUUGAGGUAGGGUUGAUUUUCAGGAAAAGGGAAUGUCAGCCUGUGUAAAGUCUACAAGAGCCAAGGACACUCUGCUCACCUGGAAGCCUAUUGCAAAUGGCCACCAGCAGAGUGGACCCUGACUAGGACACAGCACACACCCAGACCGCCCCCACCCCACCCCACCCUGUGCCGUGUCUCUUGUUUCUAGGGUUAAGAAGUCUUGAGAGAACUCAAGGAGAGCGCUUCACACACUGGAAUACCCUGUUUAAGUUGAGCCUCAUAAGUAACUUUUUCUUACACGUUUUCACAGAUGCCAGUGGCAGCUGGGCAGCUCACACUCAAAAGUACCCUCAAAGGACAGAUGUUUAGAAUGGUCAUCAUCACCGAGCCUUUUCUAAGAGAAAUGGCGUACACCCCAGGCUAAGUUUUUACAAAACCACGUCUCUCGAGACGAGGCUGGAAAUCUGUGUGGGUGGACCAGCUGUCCCUGUAAAGUUUGUAACAGGCUCUUGGUGGGACGUGUGCUCAGAGGUUUUGACUUAGAGAAGACCCCGUACUUUGUCUUCGUUUCCUAUUUAUUUUGCUUCAUGUAGUAAAAGGCAUGUACCUUUCAAAUGUAUUCUUUGCUCAACUUCAUAUGCUUAGCAUCGCUGUUGCUGUUUAACCCUUUUUGUUUCUCUCCUAAAACACUAACUUCUGGAUACCUUUCUACAGUAAGGAAUUCAGAAAGGCCACUGACCAUAAAAUCCUUGCCUACUCUUGGAGCGUGUUGACAGUUGCUGGUGGACCUGACUUCACAUUCUGUGAGGACACCACCCAGGAAUGGCUCGUUCACAUGAGUACGCCAGGAUGGCAGUCUCUCUCUUCACUUUGGGUAUAAUAUCUUCAAGCAACAGAUAAUGUCUUUUUUCUAUUUCAGAAGCUAAUAUUGACCAAAGUGUGAGAAGAAUACAAUCGGUUAGUUUGGGGUUACCCAAGAAGACACAGUUUCAGCAUACUGAGGAAGCUAGCUGCUAUUUGCCCCAUUCUCAAAUGGCUCCCCCGCCCCCAGUUUUUUGAUGACGUACCAUGUCCUAUGCUUGCAUUUAAAAUGCUGGGUACCAUUCACACUUGCUUUCUUGGCUGGAUUUUUGUGUACAGAUGCAGUGAACAGCACUGUCCACUCUAAUAGUGUGGUCCAGGCCCCUUCUUCCCCUUAGAUAAUUUGAUAGACACACUCUAAAAACAACACAGUAACAGAUCUGGCAUUUAAAACAUAAAGAAUAGAAAUGCCAUUUUUCAUUAUUUAGUUUUAAAGUAAAAAUCAGCACUUGACUUUGGAGGAUGCAGGUCAGCCCUUGUGCCUGUCUAGCUGGCUGGAUCACUGUAAUUCAACAUCAUUUAUAAAUUCUGCUGAUGGACAGGAAUGUACGAACACAAUUAUUGUCAGCACAAAGCCUGAAAACCUGCUGACUUUAAGCUAAACAGUGGAGCUCUGCGAGGCCCAGCAUCUUCCAGGAGGCCAGAAGGCCCUAGCAGUGAGGACAGAGCAUGAACAAUUAUGGUCAACACUAUUCAUUCACUACAAUAGCAUCUCCUAUGCUCAAGCACCCAGAGAUGCAUAUAAAAUUAUUAAGAGUGUAUUUCUUAUUUUUCUGGGUGUCUUUAGAAACAAGAAGCCCAGGUAACUAACCAUACCACUGAAAUAAAUGUUAAAAAGUCAAACGACAAAAUCAGGAACCCAGUCAGUAAAAAUUAUGAAAGUCUUUCACAUGCUUUGUCUGGAAGGGUCUUGGAAGGGCCCAGCAGGGGCCUGGCUGUUCCAAGUCACGUGCCAGUCAGAUCCCCACCCUCUCACCCUUUGCAAGGUCAAAGGCAAAGCUGCAGUGUAGUCAGCUGUGUAGACAGAUUUCUAGGUAUCUUCACAAUCUGGGGCAAAUGAAUAUUGAUUCUAGACUUACUUGGAUUUUUAAAAUAUUGUUUUCUUCUGCCUUUCUAAUUGAAAUAGGCAAAUUUAGCAAAAACUAAUGUGUAUGUAAUCUGCUGACUGUCAGUGCCCCUUCUGUACCUAUAAUCUCCCCUCAGUGUUCACUACGGCGGGAGGUGACUUCACACUGGCAGUCUGAGGACAGACUCAGCCCUAUGUUGGAAGCAGGUCUCCAUGACUUUGCACUGAGGUGGUUGCUCCCAAUACAGCCAUUGGGCCAUGUGUCCUCCCAGUACAAUGGUGAAAUCACACAAGCCUGUCUCGCAAUGCUCCUAUCAAGCCGUUAGUCUUUAAAUAAAACAAUAACAGUAACAAAAACCUACUACCUUUAAAAUCUUGACUCAGCUCUCCCCAAGUGAAACCUUUUCUUUUUUGUGCACAGGAGAAAGCUGACUUUUCACAGUGGGAGAGUGGGGACCAACUCUAAAGUCUGUUGCGAUUCCAUAUCUUCACUUCUUUUAUGCUAACCCUAUAUUAUUUUUGCGCGUACACUCAAGGUGAUAAGUCUGUGCCUAGAUCUAAAAUGCACCAGCGCGGGGAUUUUUAAGAAUCCUUCAAAAUACCGUUCUUUCCCCACCAGUACAACUGUUCUCGUGCCUUCUGUGGCUUUCUGUUUCAUCUCUUUUUACUUUAUUUCCAAUACUACAGCUGCAAUAAACACUACAUUUUUUUUCCUGGCUGUUUGACAUAAUGUUGAUAGCUAUGCAUUUUGCGUCUUUUUAAAACGAAGCGGGAGAAUAAUGUUUUUGAAGAAGAGAAAUUUUUAGAACAGUUUGAUACACCGCAAAUUAUUUUUUUCCUCAAUUGUUUGAGCAGCAUUCAAGUUUUGGAGAUUCUUGUAGAAGCCAGUUUUUUUUUUUGGUUUUUUUUUUUUUUGUAACUGUGGUGUAGCUCUUGUGUUUUCUUAGCCUAAUGAGAAGCACUAUAGAAGCAAUAUUUCAUACCAUGUGCAAUGUGUGUGCGGAGGUGUGGGUGCGAACACACAGGCACACACAUGUAAAAAAAUAUACAUAUGUAUGCGUGUGAGGUGGAAAGCUUACCUUUCCUUAUCUAGACUUAAGAGCUUAUUUUAGGCGUUUGUUAUGUUUUGUGAGAAGAAUGUUCUAUUUGCAACAACACAACAUUGACUUCUUACUGUCUCUGGCUGUUCAAUGGAGAUGUUUUGCAUUAAAUGGUAAAAAUAUGUGGAAGAUGUUAGGAUGUAGUAAUUACUUCAGUAACUGUUCUCCCCCAUAUUCCUGAAGUUUGCUUUGUGCCUCUGAGUAUUACUUAAUUGAAGUGUUUUAUGUUUGAAGAAAUCCUUGUUACUGUGCUAGGAAUAUGGGUGAAUAUCAUUAAAAAAAUUAAAAUGUCAAAACAGAAACACUAAAGCAAAGGGGAACUUUUAUAAGGAAAUGUAAAUAUUUAACCUCAUGGCCGUUGUUACGUAAGACAUGAGAUUUUAAUAAAUAUCUACAGUAUCACAGCAUCUGUUGAAUUUAUUAGGGACACUACAGUAACUACAGGCAGUUGAAAGCAUUCUCAAAAAUCCUGUUCUCUACUUGCAAAAUAUAAUAGUCUCCACCAGACGUCAAGGGCAAGGGUAAUAGCGUCUCUGUAAAUCUGUGACAUUUCUUUUCUGUGUACAUGAAGACAUUUAGUAAGUUGUCCCCCACAUCCACACACACGCAGGUUAAUAUCGACUACUUGCAGAGUUUCGGGAGGGAACUAAACAUAGACUGCUCCCCCAAAGUGACCGUAAAUCAAUCAAACAGCGGUUUGCCAAUGUUCCCCAGAGCAGCAAUGUGUGUAAGGACGUGAACAUGGUUGCUGUGUAUAUUAAAGAGUAUUCCUGGUAUGACAGGAACAGCACAGCCGUUUCCUCCUGGUGUAAACUCUGUGUCUUUAGAUUACACCCCUGUUUUCAAAGGCUCCCCUUGGGAAACACAGUGGAUGGUACGUGUGCCACCGCAUCGCACUUCCGUGUCACGUGCGAGGAAGCACACCUUUGCCUCUGUAGAUCAGCUGGUUUCAAACCAUCUAAAAAGUAAAACUAAAAUGUUCAUCCUCAGAGCUGGGGUUCACACUGGUGUUUAAUCUCUGCAUCCUUUUGAAGGACCCUUCUAAGACUGUGGAAGCUCGUGGACUUUGAGUCUUCUCGACUGAGCUCGCUCUCAAAUCAGACACCCCCGUGAUGUGCACACACGCGAACAGGCAGGCAAAUGGCAGUCCUGCCUUUGUGAAAAUGGAUUUACUAGAUAUUUUUUUAACAACAGAUAUCUCUGCGUAUGAGAGAAUAAAGCAUUUUAAAAUUGUAUAUUGCAACUUCAAAUUUAGACUUAGGAAAAAUGAUGUAUUUGGAGUUGGUCUCAGCUCCCAAGAAGGGUCAAAGGUCACAGCUUCCCCCAACAUUGUCCCAGCCAUUUCUCAUAUGUAUAUAGUAUAAACCGUGACAAACACUGCCUUUAUAUGAUUUAGCAAUAUGUUGUAAAUAGCAUUAUGAAGCUCUUUUUUGUAAUAAAGACCCUUUGAUUUGAAUAUAGUACAAUAACUGAACUGAUAAAGUCAUUUUUGAUUUUUUUUUAGCUAGAGGCAAUUUCAAUUGUGCAUUUUGUUAUUGUCUAUUGUUCUGAAGACUGCAUAAUUUAUUGGUUUAAUUUAUCCUAAUUUAUUUGAUGAAGGUGUACAAUUUUGUAUUACCAAGGAUGUACUGUAAUAUUAAUUGAUAGGUAAAACAGUGAGACUCCCUGUCCAUCUUCAAAAGAAAACAAAAGGUGCCGUAGACAAUUGAUUUUAAAGUAAAAAGUAAAUCAAUUUAGUUUGGCAGCUACUAAAUUUUAAAACAAGGAAAAAAUAAAGGACAAUGUUGUCAUUGGGAGGGGCGGGGAGGGUUUCCGUUGUGUGUUUGAAGCUUUUCUAUAUUCUCCGAACUUGGACCGUUUGCUUUGUACCACUAAGGGUGCAGUAGUCAACUGCCUUGUGUGCCUUCCAUCCUCUCCUGAACUGAAUGUAUGUGCAGUAUAUAUGCAAGCUUGUGCAAAAUAAAAUAGACAUUACAAGCUCA